Penicillium cataractarum is the source of this 699-nucleotide messenger RNA. Its product is annotated as GRAM domain-containing protein. Gene Ontology annotation, molecular function: transcription coactivator activity; chromatin DNA binding. The transcript is spliced from 3 exons. The record is from RefSeq and is a predicted model, not a curated record. The coding region runs from base 1 to 699 and encodes 232 amino acids. Gene Ontology annotation, cellular component: nucleus. Gene Ontology annotation, biological process: positive regulation of DNA-templated transcription. NCBI's taxonomy places the organism in Eukaryota, Fungi, Ascomycota, Eurotiomycetes, Eurotiales, Aspergillaceae.
AUGUCUAUCAACUGGGUGAUGCUCAACGAGCAGGAUGGCUUUGUCCGCCUUCCCAACGAGCGCCUGAUUUAUUCCUCACCUCCCCGCACCAGCCUGGCGCUGACACCGCCGUCAGGUUACAAGGGCAAAGAGACCUUGUCGGUGCAGAGCAGCGCGGGCUGUAUUCAUCUCACCAACCAACGGGUUGUCUACCUCCCCGCCCAGAAAUCCGAUGCCUUCCAAUCCUUUUCCUCCCCUUUACUCAACGUCCGCGACUCCCACGUUUCCGCCCCGUUCUUCGGUCCCAAUGUCUGGACUGCGCUUGUACAACCAGUCGCUGGAGGCGGCAUCUCCCCAUCCCUACCCGCCGUCCAAAUCAAGGUGACUUUCAAAGAAGGCGGUGCCUUUGACUUCCACACCAACUUUGAGCGGAUCCGAGAGCGCUUGGAACAAGCCGUGGAGAACGUGAACGAUGGAGCGCGAGGAAUGCGCAGCGUGGAUCUCUCUGCAGUGCACCUCGACGAGCUGCCGGCAUACGAUGCUCCGGGGAACCCAGGGCCACUUCCUCCGGUCGCAAGCGGUGCCCCGGCAGCGCCGCAGCACACUCGACAGGUGUCCGAGGCAGGACCCGAACCGGCGGAACCGCCACCCUGUUAUGAGGAGGUACAGUCGCAGAGUGUGGCCCAGGAGCUCGAGGAGAGGUUACGGCGGGCCAGUUAA